Messenger RNA from Kickxella alabastrina, 377 nucleotides. RefSeq lists its product as uncharacterized. NCBI's taxonomy places the organism in Eukaryota, Fungi, Kickxellomycota, Kickxellomycetes, Kickxellales, Kickxellaceae. The transcript has a single exon. The coding region runs from base 92 to 295 and encodes 67 amino acids. The record is from RefSeq and is a predicted model, not a curated record.
UUAGAAUGUAAAAAAUAUAUUUUUAGAAUAUCCUCACACAAUUGUUGCAUUUUCACUUCAUUCCAAUGUUGUGGUUUGUUCAGAAGACUCAAUGUCGGCCUGCAUCUUGUCAAUGAGCUUGGAAGUGGCCGUACUGUUGGUGAACUUUAGUCGAAUGCUCCGUGGAGCACCAAUGCCCCUGCUCACGCCCUUGGAUAGCUCCUGGUUGACAAUGAGGUUGAGGUACUCUGACGACUCUCUGAUGAUCUUGCGUAUUUGGAACUACAGCAGCACAAAACAGCAAGAAAAACAAUAACAACAACAACAGCAACAGCAACAACAGCUGCAAUAUUAUUAAUUUUAGUUUGCGUGGCUUUGGCGUCUGACCUGUGCUUGCA